Molecule: messenger RNA, 4433 nt
Organism: Ceratitis capitata (Mediterranean fruit fly)
Lineage: Eukaryota; Metazoa; Arthropoda; Insecta; Diptera; Tephritidae
Product: putative phosphatidate phosphatase
Exons: 2
Coding region: 1066-2121 (351 amino acids)
Biological process (GO): phospholipid dephosphorylation; signal transduction; phospholipid metabolic process
Molecular function (GO): phosphatidate phosphatase activity
Source: RefSeq, a predicted model, not a curated record
CUGUGUCAGUUGGUGCUCUAGUCCAACGGCUAGAUCGCUAGCAAAAUGCUUUGACAAUCAGCAGUCAGUUGCUGAGCGUGAGCACGCGCGUGUGAUGAUCAUUUGGCGUGCGAAAAAAAUACAUAUAUACCAAAUAUCAAAUAUAAAACAUCGACAAAAAGCAAACAAAACUUCGUUGUAAUCAACAAUAACAACAGCAAAGCGGUCAAAAGUUGAAGUGCGCGGCGGAAAAUAAUUAAAUGGAAUGCAGCAAAUAAGAUGAAAGGAAGGCAGGAAGUGAUCUGAAAGGAAAUCAGCGUGAACUGAGGUCAACGACAACCACUUUCCGUAAAUGAGUCGAAAGAAAUUUUAAAACUGUCAACCGAACUUGCAAUAAUUUAUUAAAAAUAAAAUAAUUUAAAUAAUAAAUAUUUCAGCUAUAAAAUUAAUUAAUUGAAAAAUUAGAAAAUCAUAAAAAUUAUUUUCCGUCUGCUGAAAAAGUUCAAAAAGUGCAUGCGACAAAAAAUUGCUAAUCUCUAAUUGUUUGCAAAAAAAAAGAUUAAAGAAAUAUUAAUAAUUAAGUGAAAAAAACUCAAAAGUGAAUAUAUAUUUAUAUGUGUGUGCAUACGUAUAUUCGCCAACAAAGUGCUCACAGCUACACGGAAGCUAAUCAUCCGCUAUAAUCUGUCCAAGCAGGCAAAGCAACAAUUGCCUAUUAAUCUAUCACAACAAAAAAUACAAAAAAAGUUAAAUAAAAAACUGAUAAGAUCGCAGAAUGCAAAGACAGUUUUUAGAGCCGGGAGAUUAACAGAUUAAUAUUAAUAUUAAUAAUAACAGAGAUUUGCAAAAUUAUUAGAAAUCACAUAAACAAAGCUGCGAGCAACGGUAAAUACUGCACGAAGCUUCAAUAAAUGUACGCAAGCAGUGUUGACACCCUUCGAAGAAAUAAAAAUUAAUUAAGUUAAAUAUUUCCAGCACACGACAGGAAGCUUAUGCGACGGCGUUGCCAACUAUAAGCAAAUCGUGACAACCACCUACCACAGUAUUUCCUUCAAUAGAGAAAAAAAAACAAAUAACGCUUGCAACAUGCGCGCCUUCCAACGCGGCUUUUUCUGCAACGACCUCUCGCUGCGCUAUCCCUACCGCGAGUGCACGAUCACCAUACCGAUGUUGCUGAUCUACACACUGCUGCUGCCGAUGCUCUUCAUCAGCGUUGUGGAGAUUAUGCGCAUCUGCAAGUGUUUUCGACUGCGCAAAUAUAUAACGAAUUUGGCACGCAGCUUGUCGAUCUUCAGUUUCGGUUUCAUCGCCACCUAUCUGACGACUGAGUUGGCGAAAAAUGUUGUCGGACGCCUGCGUCCACACUUUUACACCGCCUGCCAACCGCGCUUGGCGGACGGCAGCUCGUGUGAGAGCGCCUAUCAGCAGCUAGUCGGCGGCGGCGUUUAUAUAGAGCACUACUACUGCUCGAAUCGCAAUUUAAGUGCGCGUCAGCUACGCGAAUUGCACGUGUCUUUUCCCAGCGCACAUUCAUCGCUCUGCUUCUACGUCAUGCUCUUGCUCUGCUUCUACCUGCACGCAGUGUGGCGUGGACGCGGCACAACGCGUGUACUACGUCAUAUACUACAGUUCCUAUUGUUGUUGGUCGCUUGCUAUAUAGCGCUGAGUCGCGUGCGUGACUAUUGGCAUCACUGGUCAGAUGUGCUGGCAGGUGCGCUGCUCGGAGCGCUCUACGCUAUACUGACCGCCGUGUAUGUGGGGCGCAUGUUACGGCCGGCGUUUGCGGAAGCUUCAUCAACGCAUAAGCAUAAAAAGCAUCAAUAUAAAGUGGCGGCGAAACAUCACGCAUCACAUCUCAAUCAACAUACACACCAUCAUCACGCGCUUACCGGAUCGCAACAUCACCUGUCACAGCACGACGUGCGCAGUCGCAUGUUGCUGGUGGCAGCUAGCGGCAGUGUUGGCAAUUUGCAACAGCAACAAUUGUUGCCAACACCACAGGAAGAUUUGGAGAAGCAGCAAUUGCACGAACAAGUGGUUAAAGAGCAUUUAGUGGAGCGUGGCAGUAUUGGCGGUGGCGGCGGCGGCGGCGGCGGUAUAGGUGGUGAAUGGAAGCUGCAGGCGGUAGUGUUGCCAACGUAACGCAUAGAGCGUGCACUAAGGCGAAUUAGGAAUGGGCGCACGCAUGGUUUGAGGUUGAAGUGUAGUGCAGCAGAAAAUAUGGCGAAAUUGAAAGCGGCGCAAAUCUGUAAACAAUCACAUACAUAUAAAUUAGCGACUUCGGCGACGGCACUGUGAUAAGAGUAGAGUGUAACGCCCCCCAUAGCGCAUGUGGCGAAUGACGGAUUGGUUGGUAGACUGAAGUAGACAGAAAACUGUGUGCCUUGCUCCGAAAAUUGCACAAUUUUUUAAAUCAAUAGAAAAAAGGAAAAAGAUAAAAAGGAGGGUUAAUAAAAAAUAAAAAUGGCUAUAAUAGAGCAGAUAAAAUAUAAUAAUGCAGCAAAGUGUACGUGAGGGGUCAAAUGCCCCUCUUGAGCUAAUUUAAACUAUCUUCCUGAAUAAAACUUGAUUUUAACCACCAUAUUUUACCUCUGAGAUCCUGUGCCCUUACCUCGAUUCCAACUACAAACGAGAUAAACUAUGCUUCAAGUGAUCAUAGAGGCUCAGAGAGUAUCCGUAGAUCCAUCUGAAACAGGAAAAAACUGAAAAAAUAGAAAAAAAUUUCUAAGAGGGUUCUAACGGAUGCAGGGACCCCCUUUUGAACUCCCCGUCGUUUUGCUAAGGCCGUUUCAACUGAGUACGUAAAUAUUUGACGGCUUUUUCUUCAGUUCAAGUGCGUCUUUAAUGAAACCCCUCCACCUCCACAUCACUGAUUCACAGCACACAUGCUUGGCGCAGCAACAACAACAAUAAUAGCCUUGCCGUACCUGCGCACAUAAUUAUUAGUCAAGCGAGCGGCCAACAACAACAGAAACAAAAGGAAAAAGAAAAGGAAAAAAAUAUUUCUAUCAAAAGGCAAAACUAUUCACUAUUGUGCAAUAAGAAGUGGCAAAAAAGGCGCACAACAACAAAAGGCAAUACAACAAUUUGUUUUUGUGGUUUUUUUUUUCUGUAUGUUUCUUGUAACCAAAAUAAACGGUUCGCCUAACUAAUAUGAAUACUAACGAAUGUAUGCACAUAAAUAAGUAUGUUCGGCUCAGUAUGGCAACAUCAUCGGCAAGCGUGACAGCGCUGUUGGCAAUAGUGUCCGCAUGCCUUUAGUUAGUUGCAUGCCACAGCCAUGAACGCUGUAGCAAUACCACCAGCAGCAGCAGCAGUAGCAGCAACAAGCAACAACUUGUGACUGAGUCAUCAAGAGUGAGCGCUUUGGAAGCUAACAGACAUAUCUAUAGAGGAUCAGAGGCAAACAAUCAUAUAUAAAUAUAUACGCGUACAUGCGCGUAUAUGAACGUGUGUGUGAUUAUAGCAUAUGAGUAUAUAGUAUGUAUGCAUAUAAAUAUUUCUACGCCACUUAAAUGUACAUUUGUAUAUACAUAUGUACAUACAUAUAUUUCGAUUGGAGUUUGUUCCCCUUUGGCUGUGUGUUGCGAAUAAGAAGCAGCGGCUACUCGCUGGCGAAAAUAAAAAAUAAACAACGUAAAAUAAAAGAAAAAUAAUCGAAAGAAAAAACUGAAAUAAAUUCACAAUAACAAUGCGGCGAAAGCAAUAAGGAACAAAAGUGUACGACAAUAACAACAACGAUAACAGUUCAUUCAGUGUCUCGGCGUUCAACGACAGCGAAAAAAAAAUAUGAAAAUAUUAAACUUUAGUUUUAUAAUAGUUAACAUAUACAUAGCUACAUAUGGAUGUAUGUAUGUACAUUUAUUCAUCACAUAUAAGUAUGUACGUAUGUGCAUAUGUUUUCUUGUAGCCAAUAUUAUAAAAAUGAGGCAGCUGCUAAGCUUUAGCUUUCUAGCGCAAGACAUAUAUUUAAGCUAAGUAGGUACAUAUGUAAUUGGUAUAUAUUUUUUAGCUAAAAAAAUUAUGUAUUUUACGAUUUUAAGCUCAAAAUAUCGCACUCGUACACUUGUUCAUUUACACUCACAAGCAAACAUCACACAAUCAAUCAGUCGUUCAAACAGCGCGCCAACAUUUAUAUACAUAAAUAUUUGUAUAUAUGUGAGAGUAUACAUAAUAAAUUUAAAUGAAUUAUAUCCUCAUAACUUUUAAGCUAAACUACUUAAGUACCUUGACUUCCUUUAGACACUAAUGAUUUGCAUGUAUGUACGAGUAUAUACAUACAUAUGUAGGUGAGGUGUGUACACUUAAGUAGUUAAGUAAAUGUAAAUUUAUUGUGUGACAAAAAAUAAAAUAAAAAUAGAGGAAUUAUAUAUAAAAUAUAUGUCAGGAAGUAGACUUCUUCGGUAGCAUAAAUUAAAUAAAGAAAUUUGUACUUACCUUUGUUGGAAGGAAAA